Messenger RNA from Amoebophrya sp. A120, 2767 nucleotides. Lineage: Eukaryota; Dinophyceae; Syndiniales; Amoebophryaceae. The record is from the annotation of a GenBank genome assembly.
AUGUGGGUGACGCGAGGACGGUCAACGGAGGGGAGGACGGUAUCAACUGCAAACAUGUCUCUCUCUAUAUGGUUGCUGCGCAUGUUGAUGUUUGUGAUGCAGUGUCUACUGCGUACCCCAGGACAGAAGGUGUGGCAUGCGAGCCUUAGCAUCACGACAGGUUUUGAGCCGGUUUCUCAAUGCCUAAUACCAAUACGCAUAAGUAACAAAUCCCUUCGCUCGAUGACAUCAAGAAAAAGGACUACCUGUUCUGCUGCCCAUGCAUGACAGAUUUUCAUUUUUCAAUGAUCUAAAUUAAAAUGCGCAUCACAUUCACAAGUCGUAGCUUUCCCGAGUCAGACAUAUUUGCAAUGCAUAGUUGGCGUGGUGGAACAACGUGAAGACCGUCGCCGACCACGUGACGCAGCUCGGUCGCGACGGCUCCUAUUCACAGAAAAUUUCCCGUACACGUCCUACCAAAACCUCCAAUGCGGUUUUUGCAUGACAAAUCUUUCCCUCAAUCUUUAUUUGAGGGCAUGGCAAACUGUUUAUGCUCUAGGUAGGGGAACAAAUAAUUUGUGAUUUUCGUUUUUUUAAGUGGACAAAAUGAAAUUUGUUUGUAUUGCAUAACUCCCGAGGACGCAGAGUACCAGGGGGCAGCAAGAAGUCAGGGACCGAAGCCGCGACGAGCCCCGUGCUCAUCCGCUUGGCGACUUACCGAGACUAUCCUGCGGAGCAAAACUAGUACCAUCGUACGACGUAUAAAGCGCAUGACAAAUUUAUUUCCCAGCAUGUCAAAUGGAAUCUGUCAUGCCGAUUCAUCUAUAGGAAGGAAAUUUGUCAUGCAUAGUUGCGAUUACUACGAGUACGAUACUUUUGCAGGGCAUAGAGACCGCCUGACCGCGGACGAAGUCGAAGAUUUUUUCGACGGUCUCCAGAUAUCAAAGGCAAUUCGGUAAAGUCCGGUUCUGGAAGAAUUCAGGGGAGUUUGUCAUGCAGUUUUGACCUGACCAAGGAUCUCUCUGAUGCACGCUCUACUAGCAUCACAGAUUUCAUCGCGAAGGGUUGAUGCUUAUGCACAACCUGCAUGAGAAAAUCCCUCUCCGGAAGAUGGCAACAACCUCAGUGUAGUCUUCUGCGGCUCAACAUGCAAUACAGGUUUUUGUACAAUCGAAAGUUUAUCGCACGAAAAAACUGUUUCACUGUGAACCUGUGAUGCAGAAAAUGGAACACAAAACUGUUUGUCUUGCUACACAUGGAAGGCAUUGGAUUUUCCAGCGUGUUUUCCCUUGGGAAGUGCGCAUGACAAAUUUUCAGUGUCAUGUGUAACAAACUUGUGAUGCAGAUCUUGCAAUAUCAUCACAGUGAAGCAGUUUUUUCGUGGGAUAAAGUUAGCAUCAGAAAUAAUUCCCUUUCGUUCCAGAUAAAAUCCAGACAUUUAAUUGCAGUUCAUAGCAGCGCCACCGAGAGGACAGAACCGGCGUCCUUCUGCAGCUCCACGACCCUCAACAUGUCAACGCACACAGCGCCAGCCUAUCGCAUUUAAAAACGUCCCUACCCCAGAGUUGUCAUGCAAAUCUGCAUGCCAAAAAAGUUUCUCAUGCGACGCCCUAAUAUGAGAGCCAUUUAUAUCUAGUCGUGUUCUUUUGGAAUUUGUGAUGCUGGAAUCAGCAUGGCAUGCUACAUAUGUGAUGCUUCGGGACUAGCUAAACAGGAUGAAGACACUGCGCGGGCAAACUUGUCAUGCGAAACAACCAGAGCUGGUUGAUUUGUCUACUUAGCAGAUUUUCCAUCUUGACUCUGGUGUGGGGACGUUUUUCCUCACAAUACAGCCGUCCGCUUCUUCGCGGCCGCAAGAAAGGGAGGUGGACCAACGAGGGCCUCGAGGAGACCGCGUGCCGCAGCCACCUAUCCUGUGCAAAAGUAUCGUACUAGUAGAAAUCGCAUGACAAAUUUUUUCAGCACGAAAAAUGGAAUUUGUCAUGCUGAUUGACCUUGGGAAUCAGAUUUGUAAUGCACGAUUGCAAUUAGUACGAGUACAUAUACUUUUGCAUAGCAUACCGUCCGCUGCACGGCGACAGGAAAAUACAUCACCCCGUAUGCAUUGCAAAUAUGUCUGGGUCUGGAAGAGUGGAAGAUUUGUCAUGCAGGUUUUCCAUGACCCAUGAGGUCUGGUAUGUAGGACAUAGCAUGACAGAUUUUUUGAGAGUUCUAUCAUGCCUAUCCUGCAUGAGAAACAGCCUCGCGAUUAGCUCAAAAGUGGACAUUUUGGUAAUCAUGCAACACAGAUUUUUACAUGACUCAGAUUUAGCAUGACAAGUUGGUUUGUUCCAGACCCAAACAUUUUUGCAUUUGAUACCCCGACGCCGGAUGUCUUGCCGGGCGGAAGGACGCGGAAUAUCAAAAGAAAAAAUCCCCCCUCCCCAUAUCAAAACGAGGUUUCUGAUGCUGGAUUUGGGUACACAAAUCAGAUUUAUCUUGCUGGAGAGGACUGCAGGCCCAUACCAAGACCGAGUAGAGAUGUUUUGGGCUAGGCGCUGAGCAUGGCAAACGUCUAGUCUGUAGGGCCACCAGCAUCACAAACCGCCUGCAGAAUGGCGGAGACUGUGGAGUUGCGUUCUUGCAAGACAGAGACGAUUUGAGGUCGCAAAUCAGCAUUGCAAACUUUCUGAGAUCUACCUUUUCGUCGAUAUGGGGAGGGGGGAUUUUCCCUUACGAUACGGAACAACCGAUCCUCAGGAACAACGGCGAGGAGACUACAACCGCCCAAACAGGAGGUCCCAGAUGA